Messenger RNA from Cydia fagiglandana, 3981 nucleotides. RefSeq names its product transcription factor kayak (gene kay). The record is from RefSeq and is a predicted model, not a curated record. Gene Ontology annotation, biological process: regulation of transcription by RNA polymerase II. The transcript has 5 exons. Bases 170 to 1372 code for a protein of 400 amino acids. Gene Ontology annotation, cellular component: nucleus. Gene Ontology annotation, molecular function: DNA-binding transcription factor activity, RNA polymerase II-specific; RNA polymerase II cis-regulatory region sequence-specific DNA binding. NCBI's taxonomy places the organism in Eukaryota, Metazoa, Arthropoda, Insecta, Lepidoptera, Tortricidae.
AAAGUUGCAAGUGAACUGUCAGAAUCAGAUUGAAAACGAACGAUUACGCUACGCUAGUUUGAUAUUACGCGGAACUAUAACUGGUUUGGACUUAACCUCGUCAAUUGGCUCAUGAUAUCGCGUUUGUGCAUUACGUAAAUCUCGUGUUGUGUUUUGUGAGGACUAUAAUAUGACGAUGAAGCUCGAUGUUAGUGAUAGCCAGUCGAACCAUUCCGAAUCCAACGACAGUCAAAGUUCUCAGGACUCCAGCAAUGACUUCAUGGCAACGAUACAAGCAUCCAGAUCGCUGCUUACGUUGGCUAACCUCGAGGGCCUCCAAUCGGGGGUACCAACCCGCACAACGGCGACCAUCACGCCCACGCAGCUGCGCAACUUCGAGCAGACCUACAUCGAGCUGAGCAACUGCCACAGCGAGCAGGCCAACCACGCGGGGUUCGUGCCGCCGUCAGUCACGCACGCCAACAGCUACGGCAUCCUGAAUCCGGGGGGCUACUGCGACGCGGGCCCGACGACCGCGCUGCAUGUGUCGCCGGGCCCGCUCUCCGCCAGCGGCGACAGCAGCUGCAGCCCGGGCCCCGCGCCCAAGCGCCGCAACAUGGGCGGCCGCCGCCCCACCAAGGCCCCGCAGGACAUCUCCCCCGAGGAGGAGGAGAGGAGGAAGAUCCGACGCGAACGCAACAAAAUGGCCGCCGCGCGCUGCAGAAAACGCAGGCUCGAUCACACUAAUGAGCUCCAAGAUGAAACGGAUAAGCUUGAAGAGAAGAAGCAUGCGCUGCAAGAGGAAAUCCGAAAGCUAAAUGCCGAUAAGGACCAGUUACAGACCAUCCUUCAGACGCAUCUCAGGACGUGUAAAUUAGCGAGACGCGCGCCUAGCCCUCCCGACGUAAAACCCUUUGAGGAGUACCCGUAUAUAGAGGAGGGAGUGAGGGUUAAGGAGGAGGUGGUAGAUCCGGCGCAUGACCCCUCGCUGGCGCUGGACAAUGACGUCAUGUUCACCUCGCCGACACCGGACAAAAGGAUAAUGUUGUCGGCGGCCAGCCCGGCCAUGGGGCUCUCCCUGGACACGCCGCCCGUCCCCGUGCGGCCCUCUCGCCCCAACUUCCUGCAGGUGCCGCUCUUUCUCACUCCCGCGCAGAUCCACAACAACAAAGCGAUCGCAAACAACAAGAUCGCCGGCAUCGAGAUCAGCACCCCCAGCAACGGCAUACCGUUCAACUUCGACAGCCUGAUGGAGGGCGGCACGGGCCUCACCCCCGUGCACCCGCACCCCCUCGCCCCGCACCCGCACCCGCUCCCGCACCCGUGCGCGCAGCAGCAGCGCGCCGCGCCCGACCAGCCCUCCCCCGACCACGGCAGCCUCGUCAGCCUCUGAGACAUGGAGCUGUUCUGCUUCCAACUGGACUACUAGGACGUACCUGAGCGUGCGGCGCUCUGGUUGUGCUUAAAAUUCAUGAAAUCUGUAAAUGCGCGCUUAAACGACUUUUAAAUUACAGUACAUGUUUACUUUUAAAGCGAUCGAUCUAUGUCAACACUAAGUGAUUUGGCAAAAAUCACGAAAGGUCCCGAGUUCAAACCUCAUCGGUGCUCAAUAGUAUCAAUGAUUCUGGUUAAGAAAAAAAUACAAAAAGAGGGUGUAAGAUUUUGAACACUGUGAAAUUAAGGGAACGGCGACUAUUUUUUCCGCGUGUUUUAAGAAUAUGAAUGAAUUUUAAGUAGAUACUAUAUCGGAGCAUUUACAAUAUCGGGGUACGGACGGUACUGCUAUUGGAAGCAGAAAGGUCCGACAGUACUUGAAUAUCGCACUGGACCGCGCCUUGAGCGGCGGUCGGCAUGAGACGCCGCGAACAAAGUUCGCGUUCGAGUUUCGACCGGAAUACUUAUCUAUUCUAUGUUUCUUCUAUCUUUCUACUCAUAAAUCUAUUUUUUCACUUGUAACGUCCUAUUUAUUAUAAGUACUUUAUGGUGUUUAAAAAUGUAAAUGGAUUUGUUACAAAAAUUGGCCGUGUGUAAUCUUAUAUCUAUGGCCUAGUCAUGUAGGUUUAGUUACUUUUUUUAAACAUCAAAGAGUGCAAAUAUUCGGCUGUCGCCGGCGAUCGCUCCAGAAGGAGCACCUAUCUACUUGCUCACUAUGUGCUUUGUAUUUAUAUAGUAGUUCUAGCGUACGGCCCCGGCCUUCUCGAGUCAAUUCACGAGUAUAUUCUAAAUAUAAAAUAUUUUUAUAAAUAGACUUGUAUUUCCGCAGAAUAUAGGAAUUGUGAUUUAAAAUAAAACAGAGUUUUAUUUGAAGCAUUUCAGGGAUUUCGAGUUGUGCUUAAAUCUAGCUAGGCUAGAUGGUGCGAUUAUAUUGUAAGUUCACGUAAAAGAUCUCUUUUACACGUUGGUUAUAGGCCUGUCCAGACGGCGACAAUUUUUCGCAUCGGCGGACGCACGCGGUCGAAUUCGCCGAGCCAAAUUGGCGUUUGAGUCCGCAACCUGAUUUGAUCGGACAAUUUGAUCAGAUUGGCGAAAAACUGUCCCCGUCUAGACGGGCCUUAUUUCGGCACAAACUUGUAUUUUUAAUCCUCGAAGCAUCUUGUCAUAAUAAAAUCUCGUGCCAUCGCUCUACUCUCAUACUACGAAAUAUUUAGUUAACCAUAAACUAACAGCAAUACUACUUAAAGAUUAAUAUAUUGUAUGUAAGUUAGCUCAAUAUUGGUGUAACGUUUACCGUUCCAUUGGUUAGGUUCUGGUAGUGUAGAGUAUUUUAAGGCAUUUGUGAUAUGUCCAGUGAUAGGUUGUCCCGGGGACUUGUGACACAGGUUUUAUAGCAAACUCACAUGCAUCUACAGUAAAAUCAACCCUAUUAUUUACUUAUAACGAGCGAAUUUUCUUCGGAGUGUGUACGUGUUAUGCUACAUCACAUAAUUAGUGGAAUGAAUAGUUUGCUAUAACGCCUGUGUUUAUAUUUUGUAUUUGACUCAUGCCAUCAUUCUUUUUUUAAACCCAUCACAGUCCAAUUUCCAGUGUAUGUAAGCAAAUUAUCGUACGUGUCACCUGUCGUCGAAAUUGGGCUGUAAUGAGGAUCGUUAGUUUAUGAGGGCCUACCACCGCGAACGUUCGACGUGUUGCCUCUCUGUCGCACUUGUAAAUUCGUACGUAAGUAUGACAGGGAGGCAACACGUCGAGGUAGGACCUCUGAUCGGCUCGCUGGUUGUGCGACCUUCAUGUCAUGUAAAUGGUUGUUGUGGAAAUAAAAAUGUUUUUGUAUCGAUUUGUUGCAUUGAGUCCCUACUUAUUGUGAAAAUAGAGUUAGAAAUGUGACGUUUCAAACAAAAGGUACCACUUUUUGAGGUUAUCUUUUAAAACUUGUUUUUUUUUUUAAGUUCAAUUGGGCAUGGGUCGAUAUAUCGUACCGAUAGAGACCACUGGAAUAAAAUAUGAUAGUUUAAGGCAAUAACUAGAUUAAAGGCACUUAACAAUUAUUAUAAUAUGCAUAACUUAGACCAAAUUAUUACUUUUACGUGCUUUAUCGUAGUUUUAAUUACAAUCUAAGCCAAAUAUUGAUUUUAUUGUUAUAUUAAGUUAGGUUAGACGCUGUUUACGUAAAAGUAUUAGGAGACGGAGUCGCGCCAAGUAUUUAUUUAGUUUACUCCGACACGUCUGUAAAUAUUUAUACAGUUUUGAACCUUACGUCUUUGUAAUAAAGGUGUAUAAAUAUUUAUGAUCGUGGCUGUAUACCCGAAACUAGCGCUAGCGAAUAUCUGCCGACAUUUCUAUUUGAAAAUAAAUAGCAUUCGACAUAUAGUACGCAUAAUAGUUGUAUAAGAGAGAUGUAAUUUUUCUAGAACUAUUUUCUAAAAGCAAUUGUAGAAUACUUUUGUAUUUUUUCAAGAAAAUUAGCAAAGCAAUAUAUUUGAUACAAAUUAUUUGAAAAAUCUAGCCAGAUGUAGUGAAAUAUAUGUGUAAAUCAGAAAAUAUAAAUUUGUUUACAUACACCUGAAA